AACUCGUCUCUUUCAUGCUCUUUCUCUCUCUCUCUCUCUCUCUCUCUCUCGGUGUAAAACACGAGACGAGACGAGACACCGAGGGGUCAUCGCCGUCUGCGUUAGUUCAUUCUUGAUGCGCAUGCGGUGUUUCCUCCGAACUCCAAUCUUCAAAACCCUCGUAACCGUCAACUCUUCAAUCUCAUUCCUCCCUCCUCCUCACUCGCCAGUAACCGCCAAUCUCCGAUUCCCAAUGGCGGCGGCGGCGGCAAUCCACACCGAAGCAGGUCUCGCUCGCCGUUUCUGGAUCAAGUUCGCUCGCGAGUCCAUCUUCGCCAUGUACACUCCCUUCGCCAUCUCCUUGGCCUCCGGUAACUUGAAGAUUGACUCCUUCCGCCACUACAUCGCUCAGGAUGUUCAUUUCCUCCGCGCUUUUGCUCGAGCGUAUGAGUUGGCUGAAGAGUGUACUGAUGAUGAUGAUGCAAAGCUUGAAUUCUCUGAGUUGAGAAAGGCAGUUUCAGAGGAGAUGAAGAUGCAUCAGUCAUUGGUACAGGAAUGGGGGUUGGACCUUGCCAAAGAGCAUAGCAUUAAUUCCGCAACAGUUAAGUACACAGACUUCCUGUUGGCUACAGCCUCUGGAAAGAUUGAAGGACUAAAAGGUCCUGGUAAAUUGGCCACCCCAUUUGAGAAAACAAAAAUUGCUGCUUAUACUUUAGGUGCUGUGACACCUUGCAUGAGGCUUUAUGCCUUUUUGGGUAAGAAGUUCAAGGAACUUCUGGACUCCAAUGAAAGUGCCCAUCCGUACAAGAAGUGGAUCGACAACUAUUCCUCUGAUGGUUUCCAGGCUUCUGCUCUGCAAACUGAAGAUUUGCUCGACAAAAUAAGUGUCUAUUUGACUGGCGAAGAACUUGAUGUCAUUGAAAAGCUUUAUUACCAAGCAAUGAAGCUUGAAAUAGACUUCUUCUCUGCUCAACAACUUUCUCAGCCAACUAUUGUACCAUUGACUAAAGGCCAUAACCCAGCAGAAGAUCAUCUCAUGAUUUUUUCUGAUUUUGAUUUAACAUGCACUGUUGUCGAUUCAUCUGCCAUUUUGGCAGAAAUUGCUAUAGUGACAGCACCAAAAUCUGAUCAGAAUCAGCCUGAAGAUCAAAUUGUUCGAAUGACAUCUUCUGAUCUCAGGAAUACAUGGAGUUCUCUAUCCAAACAGUAUACAGAGGAGUACGAGCAAUGCAUAGAAAACAUUAUGCCUGCCAAAAGAUUGGACCAUUUUGAUUAUAAAGAACUGUCUAUAGCACUGGAGCAACUCUCAAAAUUUGAGAAUACAGCAAAUAAUAGGGUUAUUGAGUCAGGGGUUCUCAAGGGUAUAAAUCUAGAAGAUAUAAAGCGUGCUGGAGAGCGUUUGAACCUUCAAGAUGGUUGCACUAACUUCUUUCAGAGGAUUGUUAAGAAUGAAAAUUUGAAUGCCAAUGUGCAUGUUCUUUCAUACUGCUGGUGCAGUGACCUCAUUAAAUCUGCUUUCUCUUCAGCUGAUUUAAAUGAGUUGAAUAUUCAUGCUAAUGACUUCACGUAUGAGGGAUCUGUUUCGACGGGUGACAUUGUUAAGAAGGUGGAGUCUCCCAUUGACAAGGUCCAACAAUUUCGUAGUAUAUUGAAAAAUUGCAACAAUGACAAGAAGAAAUUAACUGUUUACAUUGGAGACUCAUUGGGUGAUCUACUUUGUCUACUCGAAGCAGAUGUAGGAAUUGUGAUUGGUUCAAGUUCAAGCCUUAGGACUGUUGGGACGCAAUUCGGUGUUUCAUUUGUCCCAUUGUUUUCUGGCUUGGUUAAGAAACAGAAAGAUUACAUUGAAGGAAGCUCUUCUAAUUGGAAGGGUAAAUCUGGCAUUCUUUACACAGUCUCUAGUUGGGCUGAAGUGCAUGCUUUUAUUUUGGGUUGCUAGUCUUAUUUUGCGUCUCACGCACCCAAGUUCAUGCUAGGCUAAAACAAAGAAACAUAUAAAUAUAUAGUGCAAUACAAAUACGCAAGCAGGUGGCUUAUUUUAAAAGCGGCCACAGAUUUUGUGCUGUCUCUGUUAUUUCUCGUACAGGAUGUUGCAAUUCAGAAACAUGGUGUCAUUCUUCUGAUUAAUGGAUAUGCUGUAACCAGGGUAUCUGCUGUUCCCUGGAAUUUUUCUCAAGUGUUUCUCUGAUAUCUGUUGUUGAUAUCUUUACCCUUAAAUCUUGUCAGGUAUGAGAAAUUUCAGACAGCAAUAAUUCAAAUGCUUGUUAGAACAGGGCAUCAAUUCAGACUUUGAAGUGUUGUAGUGAUGUUUAGUAGGCUAUUGUAGUUCUGCAGAGAUCCUGUGUAUUUUCAGAUGACUCCUUGAUCUUUUAUGAAUGCAGAAAUGUUCUUUA
Molecule: messenger RNA, 2372 nt
Organism: Lotus japonicus
Lineage: Eukaryota; Viridiplantae; Streptophyta; Magnoliopsida; Fabales; Fabaceae
Product: bifunctional TH2 protein, mitochondrial
Exons: 6
Coding region: 116-1918 (600 amino acids)
Cellular component (GO): cytosol
Source: RefSeq, a predicted model, not a curated record